Messenger RNA from Rhinichthys klamathensis goyatoka, 6431 nucleotides. It is a transcript of the gene dock5, whose product is annotated as dedicator of cytokinesis 5. Bases 100 to 5718 code for a protein of 1872 amino acids. The record is from RefSeq and is a predicted model, not a curated record. The transcript is spliced from 51 exons. Gene Ontology annotation, biological process: small GTPase-mediated signal transduction; cell migration. NCBI's taxonomy places the organism in Eukaryota, Metazoa, Chordata, Actinopteri, Cypriniformes, Leuciscidae. Gene Ontology annotation, cellular component: plasma membrane; cytoplasm. Gene Ontology annotation, molecular function: guanyl-nucleotide exchange factor activity; small GTPase binding.
CCGGAACUGUGAUGUUCGGACCGCUGCAGCCCUACACUCCACAACACUAUUAUUGUUCAUCAUAUAUGAUUAAUUUCACUUUUCUCAAGUUUUCCUGCCAUGACGCUCUGGAUUCCCACUAAAAGAGAGAAAUACGGAGUGGCUAUCUAUAACUAUGAUGCUAAAGGACAGCCAGAGCUGAGUCUUCAGGUUGGGGACACGGUACACAUACUUGAGACGUUUGAAGGGUGGUACCGAGGAUACACACUACGACAGAAAUCACAAAAGGGCAUUUUCCCUGCCAACUAUAUUCAUCUGAAAGAAGCGAAAGUUGAGGGAACCGGGAAACAAGAGACUGUCGUACCAACAGAUUUGCCCUUGGUCCAGGAACUUGGCGCCACACUACGGGAAUGGACACAAAUAUGGCACACGCUUUACGUGAACAACAAGACCACGCUGUUCCGGAACGUUCAGCAGAUGGCCUACAGUCUGAUCGAGUACCGCUCGCAGAUUGUGUCCGGCACGCUUCCCAAUGACGAACUUGUGGAGCUGAGGAAAAAAGUCACUGCGAAAAUCGACUAUGGGAACAGGAUUCUGGGUCUUGAUUUAGUGGUGCGUGAUGAAGCCGGAAACACAUUAGAUCCCGAGCGCACCAGCACGGUCAGUCUGUUCAGGGCUCACGAGACCGCAUCCCUCAGUAUUGAUGAGAGGAUACAGGAGGAGAAGAUGCGUCUUCAGAGCCUGGAGAAGCGGCGUCAGGCCCUCUUCAGCGGCGUACACACGUACAGCAUCCUAAUGAAUCUCAAAAACUUUGUAUGCAACAUCGGCGAAGACGCAGAACUCUUCAUGUCAUUAUAUGAUCCUGACAAGUCUGAAUUUAUUAGUGAAAACUUCCUGGUGCGGUGGGACAGCACAGGCAUGCCGAAAGAGAUCGAAAAACUCAACAACCUUCCUGCGCUCUUUACGGAUCUGAGCAGCAGUGACCUCAUCAGACAGCGCCUCUUCCUGGUGUGUCAGAUCAUCCGUGUGGGAUGCAUGGAGCUGAAGGACGGAAAGAAACACACAGGAGGGCUGAGGAGGCCGUUUGGAGUAGCAGUCAUGGAUAUCACAGAUAUAGCCCAUGGGAAAAUUGAUGAUGAUGAUAAGCAGUAUUUCAUCCCUUUUCAACAGAUUGCCAUGGAAACGUACAUCCGUCAGAGGCAGCUAAUCAUGUCUCCUCUCAUCCCGUCUCGUGUCAUUGGCGAGAACGAGCCACUGGCUGCCGUCUUCAACAAGGUCAUCGCAACGCGAGAGGUCAACCACAAAGGACAGGGUUUGUUUGUGACCCUAAAGCUGCUCCCUGGAGAUGUGUUUCAGGUUAAAAAAGAUUACCCUCAUUUUGUGGAUCGCACAACAGCUAUAGUCAGGAAAAUGGGCUUUCCUGAAAUUAUCCUGCCAGGUUAUGUAAGGAAUGAUAUAUAUGUUACACUGCUACAAGGAGAAUUUGAUCGUGGCAAGAAGAAGACCCCCAAAAAUGUAGAAGUUAUAAUGAGCGUGUUGGAUGAAGAAGGAAAUCCCAUGGAGAAAGCCAUGUUUCCUGGAGCUGGUUAUGAAGGGAUCACUGAAUAUAAGUCUGUCAUCUACUAUCAAGUCAAGCAGCCCUGCUGGAAUGAGACGGUUAAGGUGGCCAUUCCUAUUGAGGAUGUGUGUCGAUGUCACCUGAGGCUGACCUUUAGACACAGAUCUUCUCAAGAUUCCAGAGAUAAGUCUGAGAAGCCUUUUGGCAUGGCCUUUGUUCGCCUGAUGAAGUCGGAUGGCACCACACUCCCAGAUGGAAAACACGAUCUCAUUGUCUACAAGGUGGGCAUCUUAAAGGAAUGUGGAUGUGUGGAUGUGAAGAAAACGGACGAUGCCAAGACGUAUUUGACUCUGCCUGGCUCGUAUGCUGAAGUGGAAGAGAAAGAGAGACAAACGGGAAAAUCCUUCCAUCAUGCCGGUCUCAUUCCUAUCACCAAAGACAGCUUCCAGAUCGCCACCCUCACCUGCUCUACAAAGCUUACUCAAAACGUUGACCUUCUGGGGCUUCUCAACUGGAGAUCAAACACCGAGAGACUUGAAGAAAUUCUUCAGAAACUGAUGGAAGUAGAUGGAGGGGAGAUUAUUAAAUUCCUGCAGGACACACUAGACGCUCUCUUUAAUAUCAUGAUGGAGACCUCAGAGGAAGAAACCUAUGAUACACUAGUUUUCAAUGCCUUGGUUUUUAUCAUCUCACUGAUUGGUGACGUAAAGUUUCAGCAUUUCAACCCUGUUUUGGAGACCUACAUUAGCAAACACUUCAGCGCUACUCUGGCGUAUCAGAAAUUGACCAAAGUGUUGAAUUAUUUUGUGGGCCAUGCCGAGAACCCGGCUCAUACAGAGCGACUAUACGCCGCCUUGAAAGCCUUCAAAUAUCUUUUCCGUUUCAUUGUGCAGUCUCGAAUACUCUAUUUGAGGUUUUAUGGGAAAAGUGAAGAUGCAGGGCAGUUUCUCGACUCCAUUCGUACCUUAUUUCUCUCAAUCAGCAAUCUGAUGGACAGACCUCUGGAUGAAGGAGUUAAGAUAAAGGCAGCAAUCUUGAAAUAUCUUCCCACCAUCAUCAAUGAAUUGCAGAAGGUCUUUGAUGCUGUAGAGCUCAGUGUUCAGCUGGCUAAGUUUAUCGAGAGCAUCCCAGAUUUUCAGAUGGUGAGGCAGAAGCUGGGCUGUCUGGUGAAAAUUGUUGAGAGUAACCUGUUCAAACAGCCAGACUGCAGAGAUGUUCUGUUGCCCCUGAUCACAGAUCAGCUGAGUGGACAACUGGACGAUCACUCCAACAAGCCUGAUCUUGAGGCCUGUGUACAGCUGCUGAGCACUGUACUGGACAUGCUGGACUGCAAAAACGUGGGUCCCACGUCCGGUCAUGUGAAGUUAAUCGUGGACCGUCUCUUGCGGAGGGUCAACCGUACGGUCAUCAACCUGAGCUUGGACUCUCCCUUCAUAGGCCACUACCUGGCAUGCAUGACCGCUAUCCUGAAACAAAUGGAAGACGCGCAUUAUGCACAAUACAUCAGCACCUUCAAAACCAGACAGGACAUUAUCGAUUUUCUAAUGGAGACUUUCAUCAUGUUCAAAAACCUCAUGGGCAACGUGUUUCCGCCUGACUGGAUGAUCCUGAAUCUUCUCCAAAUGAAAGUCUUUCUGCGGGCGAUAGACCAGUACUCGGAUGUUCUCAACAAGUACUUUCUGGACUCCGCUCACUUCCACUUACAGCUUUGGAACAACUACUUUCACCUGAUUGUUGCCUUCCUUACCCACAAGUCCUUGCAGCUGGAAUCCUUCUCUCUUGAGAAACGAGACAAGAUUCUCAACAAGUGCGGAGACAUGCGGAAAAGCAUCGGCUUUAAGCUGGGAGAUAUGUGGCAGAAUCUUGGCCCAGAGAAGAUAAAGUUCAUCCCUGCAAUGGUUGGGCCGAUCCUGGACGCCACGUUAGUGCCUGAGCCUGACCUGAGGAAAGCCACCAUCCCCAUCUUCUUUGACAUGAUGCAGUGUGAACACAAUGUUAGCUCCAACCACACCUUUCAGAAGUUUGAGAAUGAGCUAAUCACAAAACUGGACCAGGAAGUUGAAGGAGGCCGUGGUGAUGAACAAUACAAGAUUCUGCUGGAAAAAAUACUGUUGGAGCGCUGUCGGCCGCAUCGGUAUCUGUGUCAGUCUGGUGAGGAGUUGGCUCUGCUCUUGAGUAGUCUGCUGGAGAACCUGCUGGCCUACCGCACCAUCAACCACGACGAGAGCCCCGAGCUCCGCAUGAGCUGCACUGUCAACGUCCUGAACUUUUACAAAGAAAAGAAAAGGGAGGAUAUUUAUAUCCGAUAUUUGUACAAGUUACGUGAUCUACAUCUGGCCUGUGAGAAUUACACAGAGGCUGCCUACACCCUGCUGCUGCAUGCUGAACUGUUGGAGUGGUCCGACAAGCCGUGUGCGCCCCACCUGAUCCCACGGGACGGAGCUCAGGGCUGGACACAGCAAGAGCUGAAGGAAAGACUUUUUCAGGAAAUCAUGUGCAAUCUGGACAAGGGCAAAAUGUGGGAGAAGGCCAUCGAGAUGGCCAAACAGCUUGUUAAACUUCACGAAAACCAAAUGUUUGAUUUCAUAGAGCUCAGUCAACUGCUGAAACAGCAGGCACAGUAUUAUGAGAACAUCAUGCACGCUAUGAGACCUCAGCCCGAAUAUUUCGCAGUGGGAUACUACGGUCAAGGUUUCCCCUCCUUCCUCAGGAACAAAAUGUUCAUUUACCGCGGUAAAGAGUAUGAGUGGCUGGAAGACUUUAACCUCAAGCUGAUGUCUCAGUUUCCCAAUGCAGUGAAGAUAACCAGCACAUCGCCCCCUGGUGACAACAUCUCUAACUCACCCGGUCAACAUAUUCAGUGUUUUACGGUGAAGCCUGUCCUAACUUUACCUUCACAGUUCAAGGACAAGGGAGUUCCUGAACAAAUCCUCAAUUACUACAGGACGAACGAGGUGGACAAGUUCCAGUAUUCAAGACCGUUUAGGAAAGGAGAAAAAGAUCCUGAUAAUGAGUUUGCCACCAUGUGGAUCGAAAGGACCACUUUUAUUACAGCAUACCGCUUUCCAGGAAUCCUCAAGUGGUUUGAAGUGAAAUCCAUGUCUGUCGAAGAGAUCAGCCCUUUGGACAACGCCAUAGAAACCAUGGAGCUGGCCAAUGAGAAGCUGAGUAAUCUGGUACAGCAGCAGGCGUGUGACCGCUCUCUUCCUGUGCACCCGCUCUCCAUGAUGCUCAAUGGAAUCGUGGACCCGGCUGUCAUGGGCGGCUUUUCCAACUACGAGAAGGCGUUUUUCACAGACGCCUACAUGAAGAAGAAUCCCGACCACCUGGAGCGCAUUGAAGUCUUAAAACACCUGAUUGCAUUGCAGGUCCCAUUGCUUGAUGAGGGAAUUCGGAUCCACGGAGAGAAAUCCACGGAGCAGCUCAAACCCCUUCACAACAGAAUCGUCUCCUGCUUCCAGGACCUGCGCGCCAAAGUGGAGAAACUCUAUGGCGUCAUUACUCUACCCUGCUCUCUGACCGAAAAGAAAAAGAGUCGCGUGGGGUCGAUGGUGAUGCCAUACAUCAUGUCCUCCACACUCAGACGGAUGUCCACCAUCUCAAACGCCUCCUCGGGACACUCCAGCGGCUCAGGCUCCUCAGACGGACACUCCUCCAGGCCUGCAUCCCAGGAUUCACUGCUCUCCCGCGUGAGCGACAGCAGGGUUUCUGUUCUGUCCCGCUCAGAGGAAGAUAAUCGGAUAAGUAAGAAGAACAGGAAGGAAUGGAGCAUGAGCAAGUCUCAGGUCUUACUGGAGCGACCCGCUGACACAGACCAGAUUCCUCCAGAGAAGCAGCCAAGGCCGAAAAGUCUGACGAUAGGGGACCGGAGACUCACGCUGUCGCUGUUUCAUGGAGAAUCAUCCAAUUUGACUUUACACAACCCACUCAGCCCUCUGCCUGCCACACCACACACACCGCGCAGCUCGAGUUAUACGUGUCUCCCGAGCGAGAGUGACUUCAUCACGGACAUCCCUCCACCAAUGCCACCCAAGAAACACCCUCACGAGAGCGAGAGCAUCUAUAACUCUACUUCUGAGUUCACGCCUCCUUUACCGACGAAAGCUGAAAUCAAGCCUCCACCACCGCCACCCAAAACACGCAAGUCCAUGUUUUCCACUUACGAGAGCAAUCCACAAUAAAGACACUCCGGUUCUCCUGCGUGCUGUGAGGGUUCCACUUAUAGAGGAAAAACAUCUGAACGCUACUAUUCUGAGCUGCGAUUUGUGAUGAAAAUUUGAUUGAAGAUAAUCAUUACAUUUUUUUUUUGUAGCAAAACAGCAAAACGUUUUUUUUUAUUUGGAAAUGAACUGAAAAAUGUAUUUAUUCAUCACUGCUGUGCAGGAACGUGACCAAAGGUUGGUUUGAAUGUUCAAAUCGGCCUCACAUCCACUGGAUUCAUUAGUUUAUCUAGACCUGUAGCUGUGCCUUAUAAAAAGAGAUAUUUAAAGUUAUUGAAGUUUUUACUUCCUCGGUGCACAUAUUCACUUUGCACAUUGCUCAUAAUUGUUGAGUUGUGCAUUCAUGCAAUUAAACCUUUUCUAGUUGAACUUGUUGAACCAAGGACUAGGAAAAGACUGAUUGUGUUUGUGUUUUCACUGUAGAGAUCUACAUUUGUAUGAAAAACCCCAAGCAUUUAAGAAAGCCUGUGAUCUAAAUCAGUAUAAUAAUGCAAGUUUUAUCAAAUAAAAAAAACAGAAUUCAGGAAUGUGUCAGCACUUAAAUCUCAGCUAGGUGAAGCGUAGUUCUUCGCGGAACGGUACAUUUAGUUUGGAGCUGGGCCGGUCGGUCCGCUCCAUGCUUGGGACGGCCCUGGUUUGGAUCAACAUACUCGCCUAUGGGACGCGCUAGGAAG